Truncatella angustata is the source of this 3383-nucleotide messenger RNA. RefSeq names its product chitin synthase 3a. Gene Ontology annotation, cellular component: cell periphery; cell septum. Gene Ontology annotation, molecular function: chitin synthase activity. The transcript is spliced from 4 exons. Bases 241 to 2958 code for a protein of 905 amino acids. The record is from RefSeq and is a predicted model, not a curated record. NCBI's taxonomy places the organism in Eukaryota, Fungi, Ascomycota, Sordariomycetes, Amphisphaeriales, Sporocadaceae.
UUUUACUCCGUAUCCUACAAGUCAUCAGCUUCUUCUGCCUUGCAUCGAAAGAUUCGGGUGUUGUCCAUCGAAUCUGGAGGGUUUGUUGCCUUCUUUCAUCAUCGAGACCUACAUACCUCAAAGCAGGACCCAUUCAUUCUUCGGGCCCUCAAAACUUCUUUGUUCCUUCUGGGGUCGAGCUCAAUUCCAGUCAAUCGUUUCUUGCUUUCCAGAACCGGCGCAUCGUGCCGUACCGUAAACAUGGCGUACAACGGCGGCCAUAACGAGUACGGUGGUAGUGGGCACCAGCUCCAAGACAUGCCCGCUGGGAGCACCUACCACCUUCCUCCUCACGAUCAAGAUGAAGACGAGACGCAGCGGUCUCUCCUCGGACAGGCUGGCUAUCAAUAUGACCAAGAUCGUCUAGGCGCUGGCACACCUCCUGUUCGACCUGUUUCUGCCUACAGUCUUACUGAAUCAUAUGCCCCUGGUGCUUCCACAACACCCGUCCCUCCACAAUACACCCAAGGCUACGCGGGACAUGAUGCCGGCUUCCCUGUCGGCGCCGAGGUUGGAGAUGGUGGCUUUGGCUACGGCCGACCUGCCUCGACCGUCGACGGUGACGAGGCCUGGGUUCGUCGUCAGCAACCCGGCGGAGUUACUGGAGGUGGCCUGAAGCGUAACCAGACCAGAAAGGUCAAGCUCGUGCAAGGUUCAGUUUUGAGUAUUGAUUACCCCGUGCCCAGUGCUAUCCGGAAUGCGGUUCAGCCCAAGUACAGAGAUGUCGAGGGCGGAACAGGCGAAUUCACAAACAUGCGAUACACAGCAGCCACUUGCGAUCCCAACGAUUUCACCCUCAAGAACGGUUACGAUCUGCGACCCAGAAUGUAUAACAGACAUACCGAGCUAUUGAUUGCCAUCACCUACUACAACGAGGACAAGAUGCUUAUGGCCCGUACUCUGCACGGUGUUAUGCAGAACAUCCGCGAUAUCGUAAACCUCAAGAAGUCUACCUUCUGGAACAAGGGAGGUCCCGCUUGGCAAAAGAUUGUUGUCUGUAUGGUCUUUGAUGGUAUCGACAAGGCCGACAAGGAGACACUCGACGUUCUGGCUACUGUCGGUAUCUACCAGGACGGUGUCGUCAAGAAGGACGUCAAUGGCAAGGAGACUGUAGCCCACGUCUUCGAAUAUACUACCCAGCUCUCGGUGACACCAAACCAGCAGCUUAUUAGGCCUACGGAUGACAGUCCCCAAACAUUGCCCCCCGUUCAGAUGAUCUUCUGCUUGAAGCAGAAGAACACCAAGAAGAUCAACUCCCAUCGUUGGCUGUUCAACGCUUUCGGCAGAAUUUUGAACCCUGAAGUCUGCAUUCUUCUCGAUGCUGGUACCAAGCCCGGAGCCAAGUCACUUCUGGCUCUAUGGGAAGGUUUCUACAACGACAAGGAUCUCGGUGGUGCUUGUGGUGAGAUUCACGCCAUGUUGGGCAAGGGUGGCAAGAAGCUGUUGAACCCGUUGGUUGCUGUCCAAAACUUUGAGUACAAGAUCUCCAACAUUCUGGAUAAGCCCCUAGAGAGCUCCUUCGGCUACGUUUCCGUGUUGCCCGGUGCCUUCUCUGCGUACCGAUUCCGUGCCAUUAUGGGCCGACCUCUCGAGCAGUACUUCCACGGUGAUCACACGCUCUCCAAGAUAUUGGGUAAGAAAGGUAUCGAGGGUAUGAACAUCUUUAAGAAGAACAUGUUCUUGGCUGAGGAUCGUAUUCUGUGUUUCGAGCUGGUUGCCAAGGCUGGCUCCAAGUGGCAUUUGACCUACAUCAAGGCCGCAAAGGGUGAAACCGAUGUUCCCGAAGGAGCACCCGAGUUCAUCAGUCAGCGAAGAAGAUGGCUGAACGGUUCUUUCGCCGCUUCCCUCUAUUCCUUGAUGCAUUUCGGUCGUAUGUACAAGAGUGGCCACAACAUCGUCCGCAUGUUCUUCUUCCACGUGCAACUUCUCUACAACGUUGCACAAGUCGCUUUCACAUGGUUCUCUCUGGCUUCCUACUACCUGACUACAACGGUCAUUAUGGACCUUGUCGGCACUCCCACAGCACCCGGUCCUACUAGCGCAGAACGUCACGGUUGGCCUUUCGGUGACACGGCGACACCGAUCAUCAACUUGGUUUUGAAGUAUUUGUAUGUGGCAUUCGUCAUCAUGCAGUUUAUUCUCGCGCUCGGUAACCGUCCCAAGGGUUCAAAGUGGCAGUACAUCUUGUCAUUUGCUCUCUUCGGUUUCAUUCAGCUGUAUCUGCUCAUCGAUUCCUUCUACUUGGUCGUCAGCGCCUUCAUCAACAACCCAGAUAUCAACAUUGGUGAUGACUUGGCCCAGCUCUUGACUGGACGUUCCCAGGUUGCCAUUAUCUUGCUUGCGCUGUUGGCUACGUUUGGUCUCUACUUUGUGGCUUCGUUCCUGUACCUGGACCCGUGGCACAUGUUCCACUCCUUCCCGGCCUAUCUUAUGCUCAUGUCGACCUACAUCAACAUUCUCAUGGUUUAUGCGUUCAACAACUGGCACGAUGUUUCCUGGGGUACCAAGGGUUCAGACAAAGCAGACGCGCUGCCUUCUGCACAGGUGGUCAAGACAGAGAAGGGUGAAGCCGCCAUUGAAGAAGUCGAUAAACCUCAGGAGGAUAUCGACAGUCAGUUCGAAGCGACCGUCAAGCGUGCUCUGGCGCCCUUCAAGGAGGAGGAGGAAAACGAUGGCAAGGAUCUGGACGACUCGUACAAGUCUUUCAGAACUUCAUUGGUGUUGGCAUGGCUAUUCUCAAAUGCUCUUCUGAUUGUUGUCCUUACCAGUGACAGCUUCAACACCUUUGGCAUUGGCAGAACUGCAGCUUACUUCCAGUUCCUCCUGAUCGCCACGGCUAUCCUCGCCUUCGUCCGUUUCGUCGGAUGUUUGUGGUUCCUUGGUAAGACGGGUCUCAUGUGCUGCUUCUCGCGACGUUAAAGCGCCAUAUUUGUCCUCCCCGAAACAAUAUACCCACCCCAAACUUGGGAAGAUAUGUAUACAACAAGCAUUUUGCGUCUCAGGACCUGGCGUCAUAUACAAAACUGUUUGCCUUUGUACAGGAUAUGGAAGCGAAGAGAUUUGGAUGGGAUGUAGGAUGUACGCUGGAAGAGAAAAAAAGUUGCCCUGGGCUUGUCUGGCCACGCCACGCCACGCUCAGAAGAAUGAGUGGCAUUACUUCAGGCGUUUUACAAAUUCCCUUUAGAUCAGGUACUUAUGUGACGUGCCACAAUACAUAAUGCAUUUUGUUAAGAAUAUUUCUUGCUUACAUAUUGAAAACUGUCGAGUGUGAGCUUCAAACCCCCGGUUCGCGUCGUCGCGUCGUUGAAAGUAUAUCAGGGUACGCGACUGAUGCGAUGACUGAG